AUGGGGAAUUGCAUAUCCUGGGAGUCCAGGACUAUUCUGAAGGCGAAACUAAUCGGUCAGGACGGGCAGCUCCGGGAGUUCUCGUGGCCUGUUAAGGUGUCGUUUUUGUCGCCGGAAAGUUCGGAUUGCUUCAUAUGCAGCUCGGAGGAGAUGGAAUUCGGUCAGUUAAUGGCCGCCAUGGGCGGCGACGAGAUGCUGGAGCCGGGGGAGCUUUACUUCGAGCUUCCGGCGGCGUGGCGGAACCACCGGAUGCAGGCGGAGGACAUGGCGCUGCUGGCGUAUAAAGCCAGCGUAGCUCUUGCCGGAGAUGGAGAUCAUGAUUAUAAUGAUCGGAAGGUUGUAAGCUGCUGCUACUUUUGUGGAUCGAGGAAGAUUGAGCCAAGAGUGCUGUUCAGUGAGAAAGAGAGGCCGCUUCUCGCCGUGGACGGCGCCGCCGCAGCGCCGCCGAUCAACGCUGCCGGAGAUUGGAGGCGGCUAAAGUUGGUGGCGAAAUUAAGUGCUAUACUGGAAGAGGGUGAUUAA
Messenger RNA from Andrographis paniculata, 522 nucleotides. RefSeq lists its product as uncharacterized. The coding region runs from base 1 to 522 and encodes 173 amino acids. The record is from RefSeq and is a predicted model, not a curated record. Lineage: Eukaryota; Viridiplantae; Streptophyta; Magnoliopsida; Lamiales; Acanthaceae. The transcript has a single exon.